Messenger RNA from Alexandromys fortis (reed vole), 3967 nucleotides. RefSeq names its product actinin alpha 4 (gene Actn4). The transcript has 21 exons. The coding region runs from base 237 to 2972 and encodes 911 amino acids. Gene Ontology annotation, molecular function: calcium ion binding; actin filament binding. Gene Ontology annotation, cellular component: cortical actin cytoskeleton; cell junction; Z disc. The record is from RefSeq and is a predicted model, not a curated record. Gene Ontology annotation, biological process: muscle cell development; actin cytoskeleton organization. NCBI's taxonomy places the organism in Eukaryota, Metazoa, Chordata, Mammalia, Rodentia, Cricetidae.
GAGGUGUGUUCUACGCAGGCGCCGAACGUCUGGUGUCGGGCACGGCUCCUCAGGUGCGCGCGCGCGGGAGGGCGGCGGCGGCGGCUCAGUGCGCAGGCGUCGCGAGCGUAGCGCGCAGGCGUCAGUCUUGGGCGGGCUGAAAGCUGCUGAAGCGGCGGCUGAGUCGGAGGCUCCGGCAUAGGGGCGGGAGCUGAGGCGGGAGCGGACCGGCUGGCGGGCUAGCGAGAGGCGGCGGUAUGGUGGACUACCACGCGGCGAACCAGGCGUACCAGUACGGCCCGAGCAGCGGCGGCAAUGGCGCGGGCGGCGGCGGCAGCAUGGGCGACUACAUGGCCCAGGAGGAUGACUGGGACCGGGACCUGCUGUUGGACCCGGCCUGGGAGAAGCAGCAGCGCAAGACCUUCACAGCCUGGUGCAACUCCCACCUGCGGAAGGCUGGCACUCAGAUUGAGAACAUUGAUGAGGACUUCCGGGACGGGCUCAAACUCAUGCUUCUCCUGGAGGUCAUUUCAGGGGAGCGAUUGCCUAAGCCAGAGCGGGGGAAGAUGCGGGUGCACAAGAUCAACAAUGUGAACAAAGCCCUGGACUUCAUCGCCAGCAAGGGAGUCAAGCUAGUGUCCAUUGGGGCAGAAGAGAUUGUGGAUGGCAAUGCAAAGAUGACCUUGGGAAUGAUCUGGACCAUCAUCCUCCGCUUCGCCAUCCAAGACAUCUCGGUGGAAGAGACCUCUGCCAAAGAAGGGCUCCUCCUCUGGUGCCAGAGAAAAACAGCGCCAUAUAAAAACGUCAACGUCCAGAACUUCCAUAUCAGCUGGAAGGAUGGUCUGGCCUUCAAUGCCCUCAUCCACCGGCACAGACCUGAGCUGAUUGAGUAUGACAAACUGAGGAAGGAUGAUCCAGUCACCAACCUGAACAACGCUUUUGAAGUGGCUGAAAAAUACCUUGAUAUCCCCAAGAUGCUGGAUGCUGAGGAUAUUGUGGGCACUCUGAGGCCAGAUGAGAAGGCCAUCAUGACUUACGUGUCCUGCUUCUACCACGCUUUCUCGGGGGCCCAGAAGGCUGAGACUGCUGCCAACCGGAUCUGCAAGGUGCUGGCUGUGAACCAAGAGAAUGAACACCUGAUGGAGGAUUACGAGCGUCUGGCCAGUGAUCUUCUGGAGUGGAUCCGGCGCACCAUCCCCUGGCUGGAGGACCGUGUACCUCAGAAGACCAUCCAGGAGAUGCAGCAGAAGCUGGAGGACUUCCGAGACUAUCGGCGUGUUCACAAGCCCCCCAAGGUGCAGGAGAAGUGCCAGCUAGAGAUCAACUUCAACACACUGCAGACGAAACUCCGUCUCAGCAACCGGCCCGCCUUCAUGCCCUCUGAGGGCAGGAUGGUCUCUGACAUCAAUAAUGGCUGGCAGCACCUGGAGCAGGCUGAAAAAGGCUAUGAAGAAUGGCUGCUGAAUGAGAUCCGCAGGCUGGAGCGACUUGACCACCUGGCAGAGAAGUUCCGGCAAAAGGCCUCCAUCCAUGAGGCCUGGACUGAUGGGAAGGAGGCCAUGCUGAAGCACCGGGACUAUGAGACAGCCACCUUGUCAGAUAUCAAAGCUCUGAUCCGCAAGCACGAGGCCUUCGAGAGUGACCUUGCUGCACACCAGGACCGCGUGGAGCAGAUUGCUGCAAUUGCCCAGGAACUCAAUGAGCUGGACUACUACGACUCCCACAAUGUCAAUACACGGUGCCAGAAGAUCUGCGACCAGUGGGAUGCCCUGGGCUCCCUGACCCACAGUCGCAGGGAAGCUUUGGAGAAAACAGAGAAGCAGCUCGAGACCAUCGAUCAGCUGCACCUGGAGUAUGCCAAGCGGGCUGCACCCUUCAACAACUGGAUGGAGAGUGCCAUGGAGGACCUGCAGGACAUGUUCAUCGUCCACACCAUUGAGGAGAUUGAGGGCCUGAUCUCAGCCCAUGACCAGUUCAAGUCCACCUUGCCAGAUGCGGACAGGGAGCGUGAGGCCAUACUGGCCAUCCACAAGGAGGCCCAAAGGAUCGCUGAGAGCAACCACAUCAAACUGUCGGGCAGUAACCCCUACACCACCGUCACCCCCCAGAUCAUCAACUCCAAGUGGGAGAAGGUGCAGCAGCUGGUGCCAAAGCGGGACCAUGCGCUCCUGGAGGAGCAGAGCAAGCAGCAGUCCAAUGAGCACCUGCGCAGACAGUUUGCCAGCCAGGCCAAUGUGGUGGGGCCCUGGAUCCAGACCAAGAUGGAGGAGAUCGGGCGCAUCUCCAUCGAGAUGAACGGAACUCUGGAAGACCAGCUUAAUCACCUGAAGCAAUACGAGCGCAGCAUUGUGGACUACAAGCCCAACCUGGACCUGCUGGAGCAGCAGCACCAGCUCAUCCAGGAGGCCCUCAUCUUCGACAACAAGCACACCAACUACACCAUGGAGCAUAUCCGCGUGGGCUGGGAGCAGCUGCUCACCACCAUUGCCCGCACCAUCAACGAGGUGGAGAACCAGAUCCUUACCCGAGACGCCAAGGGCAUCAGCCAGGAGCAGAUGCAAGAGUUCCGGGCAUCCUUCAACCACUUCGACAAGGACCAUGGCGGGGCACUGGGGCCUGAGGAAUUCAAGGCCUGCCUCAUCAGCCUGGGCUACGACGUGGAGAAUGACCGGCAGGGUGAUGCUGAGUUCAACCGUAUCAUGAGUGUGGUCGACCCCAACCACAGUGGCCUCGUGACCUUCCAAGCCUUCAUUGACUUCAUGUCCAGAGAGACCACAGACACAGACACAGCCGAUCAGGUCAUCGCCUCCUUCAAGGUCCUGGCAGGAGACAAGAACUUCAUCACUGCUGAGGAGCUGCGGAGAGAGCUGCCCCCUGACCAGGCAGAGUACUGCAUCGCCCGCAUGGCGCCCUACCAGGGGCCUGAUGCUGCUCCUGGCGCCCUCGACUACAAGUCCUUCUCCACGGCCCUCUACGGGGAAAGCGACCUGUAAGGCCCUCAGCUACCCUGACUGGACUCCCUCGGCCUCCCGGAGGGGCUGAGGAGCCCUGCCCAAUCCUGACUCUGUAUCUAUGCAAAGAGCUCUUUAUGGUCCUUCUAGGGGGUCAGGCAGGGAGGGGCUAGGCAGGGGAGGGAGGCCUAGAGAUCAGCACUUCUGGUCUGCUAAAUAUAUGUAUGGUGAGUUGUCGGGUUUUAACCUAUGUGGAGGGGACACCGGACCCCUGGGCACCCUCUGUGUCCCAGAGACACCUUUCCAACCCAGGUCCCCUCCUUUGCCCCUGAGGCCCCUUCAAGGCCUCCCCUCACAUCCAGGCCAAAGCCCCAUGUGCCUUGUCCAGGAACCACCUGCCCUGCAAAGUCCAGCAGAGGGCACCCCGCUCCCCUGGACCAGAUGUCAGUGGCUCCUUUCUCCCACCUCCCUUUCCCCUUUGUGAUUACCAGGAGCAGAGGACCUGCCAUCAUCCCUCUGCUCCAGGAGUGCCGGUGGGGCAGUCAGCCCCAGCCCAUCUGGGCUCUGGGUCUCAGAUUUUUAAGGACCAAAACCAACAAAAACACAAAGAAUGGAACAAACAAAAAAAAAAUCUUUAAAAAAAAAAAAAAGAAAAAAGAAAAAAAACCUAAAAACCUAUUAAAAAAAACUAUAAAAAUUAAAAACUUCCAGAGAAUUACUAUUUACUUUAUUAACUUACGGAUUUAUUAUAUAAAUAUAUAUCCAUCUAGCCGCAUAUCUCUGCCACCUCUCUCACUCUCGUAAUGAAGACAUAGUUGAUUCGAUGCCCUCCCCAGUACCCUCCUGAUUUCCCCUUGUUUGCGGUGGGCAGGGGUCUGUGGGGACCUCCUGAGGUGGAGGUGGGCUGCUGGCCUGCCUGCCUGGUAGUGGAUGGGUUUCACCCCUUUGAGUUUAUUCUGAUUGAUUUUUAUUUUCUUGGUUUCUGGAUAAACCGCCCUCUGGGGAUGGGAGAAUAAAACAUGUAAUAUUUUUAAGAA